AUGUCUACCUGGAAAGAGAGGCACUACCUUUGUACGGAGAAAUAUACACCAUGGCCGGGAUUUUCUCCCCGACCCUACCACAAACUAGCGACUCAGAAGCCUCCCUACACAGAUACCAAAAUCAAAGUUUGCCAGAAAAUCCGUUGCCCGCUGGAGGAAGCUGUCCUUUGGCACAUCUGGGGCUACCACACCUGGCUGGAUGUAGGGAGAUUGCCCCCCGUCUACCGCUCCAGACCCGACAAGCCUUUUGACAGCAACACCUGGCGGUGGAUCACUGCCCCCAGGAAGCCCUCCAUGGCCGAGCCCCCGGUCCCCCCUCCUUCCCUCUUGGAUGGGAACACCUACCUCAAGUUCAUUGAAGGGGAAGGCCUGUUUGUGGACCUCAGGCACAAAAAGCGAGUCCUGAGCCUAACGCGGGACGAAGUGAGCAAGUGUGAGCAGCUGAAGCUGAGAAGUGAAUGUCGCGCUCCACCUUUAGAUGCUCAAGGAAACAUUAUGCCUCCCAAGGAGCUGAGGCGGUACAACUAUCUGCUUUCAGGAAAAGCGCCAGCGUCCGUCUUUGUGGAGCUACAGCCUGUCGUGCCUCCUGCUCCAGAAUGUUGGAAUUAUCCCUGUCCAAGCCUUCAACCCCAUUAUGAAGACUCUGCCGCUAAGUUUGCUCUGAAGAACAACAGCCCCAUUUACCAGGAGGUGGUGGGAAAAUACCAGGAGCUGAUGCUGUCUGGGAAUCAGAUAUGGUCCUCCACCACUCCAGUCAGCCAAAUAAACAGGAAAGCCUGA
Molecule: messenger RNA, 780 nt
Organism: Protobothrops mucrosquamatus (brown spotted pit viper)
Lineage: Eukaryota; Metazoa; Chordata; Lepidosauria; Squamata; Viperidae
Gene: TEX52
Product: testis expressed 52
Exons: 2
Coding region: 1-780 (259 amino acids)
Source: RefSeq, a predicted model, not a curated record